Messenger RNA from Gregarina niphandrodes, 465 nucleotides. RefSeq names its product exosome component EXOSC1/CSL4 protein. The coding region runs from base 1 to 465 and encodes 154 amino acids. The record is from RefSeq and is a predicted model, not a curated record. NCBI's taxonomy places the organism in Eukaryota, Apicomplexa, Conoidasida, Eugregarinorida, Gregarinidae. Gene Ontology annotation, cellular component: exosome (RNase complex). Gene Ontology annotation, biological process: RNA processing. The transcript has a single exon.
AUGGAACAGGGAGAUUGGGGGGCGGUCUUGGAACCAGAAGAGGAGGUGGAGGCUGUGGAGGUGGAGGCUGUGGAGAUGGCGAGGUCGAAGGAGUUGUCGGUGGAAAGCGAAGUGGUGGCGCGUGUAGUGAAAGUAUUGUUGCAGGAGGUGCGAUGCGACGUGUUACGGAUCGACGGCGUAGACCUAAAGCCGCCAUGUAAAGGCUGCAUUCGCCACACGGACGUGAUGCCGCUCGGUAUCGAUAAGUACGACCUACUCGACUGCGUCCGUCCAGGCGACAUUCUGCGCACUCGACUCGUCGCCACAGGCCUUUCGAAAACGCUCCUCCUCACCACCGCCCCGCCCGAUUGCGGCGUCACUGCCGCCGCCAGUCGAUGCUGCAACGCACCCCUCCGGCCCGUCGCCUCCAGCCUGAUGCGCUGCUCCUGUGGAACACUGGAAUACCGAAAGGCCGCGAAAACAUAA